Sceloporus undulatus (fence lizard) is the source of this 638-nucleotide messenger RNA. It is a transcript of the gene MRPS18C, whose product is annotated as mitochondrial ribosomal protein S18C. Gene Ontology annotation, molecular function: small ribosomal subunit rRNA binding; structural constituent of ribosome. The coding region runs from base 117 to 548 and encodes 143 amino acids. Lineage: Eukaryota; Metazoa; Chordata; Lepidosauria; Squamata; Phrynosomatidae. Gene Ontology annotation, cellular component: mitochondrial small ribosomal subunit; ribosome. The record is from RefSeq and is a predicted model, not a curated record. The transcript has 6 exons. Gene Ontology annotation, biological process: mitochondrial translation.
GGUCGGGUUUUAUUGACAGCUUUUUCCACUUGCCUCACGGAGCACGCGCCAAACCUUGAAGUGCUGCAAAACGGAAGUGCUGUGAGACUGAGGCGGAAGUUUGAGGGAGGAGCAAAAUGGCCGCCGUGGUUGCGAUGUUGAAGGGACCGGGAAGGCUUUGGUGUGUCUUCGCCGGACGGAGGAAGAAUCUUUGUGCUUCUGGAGCAGUUGCGUCACGGAGAAGAGAAUGUAGUUCACAGAGCCAGCAGGUGCCCAGUGAGGCAGACAUGCCUGUAGCGAUGGAAAAUCCCUAUAAGGAACCACCUAAAAAAUGCAUCUUGUGUGGAACAACUCUUGACUACAAGAAUGUACAGCUUUUAUCACAGUUUAUUUCUCCAUAUACUGGUAAAAUCCUUGGUCGACACAUAACAGGCUUAUGUGAAAAGAAACAAUCUGAACUCACAAAAACUAUUAAAAGAGCCCGAAAAACAGGAUUUAUGUCGGUGACAUAUAAGGACCCAACAUUCCUCAGUGACCCUAAAAUAUGUAAUAUUAAAUAUCCAGAAUGAACUGUUAAUUGUACCUAAUAAAUGUAUUUUUGUUAUUACUUUGUGCUCAUUACUAAUAGAACCUCAAUAAACAAGCCACUUCCACCUCAA